GUCAGUCGUUGUUGGUUCAACUCACAUGCCUUUCCUAUUCCAUUCCAUUCCUUUAACCUACACAUCACACAACAAAUAAAUUCCUGAAAAUAAAGAUAAUUUUCGAUACCUGAAAUAUCUACACGAAAUUCGUUUGAGCAUGGCCGGAGAAACAGAGCAGUUAACGUUCCUAAGUGAACUACAAAAUAUUGGAGGUGGCGAGUUCAAGUCGGGAUACUGCCUAAAUGAAACACCUAUUCUGCCGCCAGUGAUGAAUGACUGGAAGAGACUGGAAAUGAUGCGGCUGCGCUUGAGUGCCUUGACCAAGGAAGCGGUCCAGAAGAGAAACCAGAUUACAUGUCCAGAACGAAAGGAUGCAUCUACGAGUACAAACACGCAACCAGGACUGGGUCCUCUGGUCAUAAUGGGUCGCUUCCGGCAAAAGCUGGAGCAAUCGCAGACGAUGAUCUGUGAUCACACGGCCAACAUGGUCAUGCAGAUCUCUGCUCCGCCACUUAAGCCAAAUGCGAUUACUUCUCAACUGGUCAUGGAGGAUGCUUCUCUGGCUCCGCCGCAAAGAGCUGUUGUCAAGGUGACGCCCGUGAGAUUGGCCACAGCACAAAGUGGUUGGGUAACCAAGUUGGAUCCACCGAAGGCGGAGAACCCCAAGCCACAGGAGAAGGUGGUGGAAGCACUUCAUCGGUGCACCAGUAGUCCUAAUCUCUUAAAGCUUCAUCACCAAAUGUGGCGCAGAGAUCCCAUGCCACAGCUAACUUUGCCUAUAAGGAGUGAGCUGCAAAUUGGACAGCAUCUGGAGAAGAAGCCAACUAACAAGCCUACGACAAGCAGGAUUCCCAGUCGAAUCCCGAAGCUGAUUACCAGCCAAGUGACCAGCAAUGCCAAUGCCACCAAAACCCAGAGUGCCUACCAAGCCCGACGCAGCUAUGAUGCCAAAGUGGCUGCCAAGCGAACCAGCCAGGUGAGCAAAGCCCAGGCAUCCGCAGUCAAACAGAAAGCUCCACCUAAUACCAAACACUUGAGUGUGCCGAAAAGCAUCAGGACGCCGGUGCCGGAAUAUAAGAGACCAGGAUUUGUGCAGGAUGAACUGCAGCUUCAGAAGAACCUCUUCAAGUCGCUGAUGCUGCGCCAGGCGGAGGAGAGCAGGCGCAUCCAAGCCAAAAUGCAACAGCAGCACCAGGGUCUCAUUGCCAGCAUGAUGAGCGAUCUCAAUCACGCCGUGGAGAUCUCGAAUGACAUCCAGUCCAGGGCAUUGCACCUGGACUCCAGCCCCUCCUUCAAAUCCAGCAACUCCAGCGAUCCCAGCCAGAAUUAGUCCAACCGUACGCAGAUGCACUUUCAAAAUUGUUAAACGUUCAUCCGGGAACGGAGUAGGGCGAUAGUAGAGAGGAUCAGGAACAGACGGGGAAAACAUAUUACUCAAUCCUCCGCCAAGAAUUUUCAAUUCGUUGCCCUCUUUAAUGGAUAUUGAAAAUUCUUGAUUGGAGCAUUUGGAAUCGGAGCCGCAAUCGAAUUUUCAGUUCGCACAAGAACUGCAUUUUUUCGUUUGGGGGGCGACAAAUCUGUUUGUAUUAUAUUUCAUGUGGGUGUUCUCCUGCUUUUCAAUUUUAACACGGCGUUGCAAAAAACAAGAAAUGCUUGUAAUUAUUAUUUAUUUCAUAUAUCUGUAUGGUUUCUGUGUGUAACGCCAUGUAAGCUAUUUAAAUCGCUUGUUCCAGUUUGGCAUUGGCGAAUUUUCCGAAAGUGAGACAACUCGACUUGUGGCAUAAUCCGCGAGUCCACGGGAACCAAAAAUAUAUAGGCGUCUCUAAUUGCGCCCAACGUCUGCGGUUGAUGCCACACAAGUUGCACCGCAAUUUGUGCCACUCCCGGAGGUUUGGCCACCUGCCCGCUCGUCUCACAUUGAUGUCUCUAUAGGAAAGUGCCCCCCAACCAUUUCCCAUCCCCCAUUUCUCACUUUUUCGCACUUUUCCUGGGCGAAUUCGCUUGGCCCGUUGCACUUGGCGCGCCCAUAACUCGGCGUGUUAUUAAGUGUAAAAAUUAAAAUUUCAUAAAUUGUUAUGCUUUAUUUAGAGUGCGCCGAGCAGUUCCUCCGACUUCCCCUGCUUCUACCGAGUUUCCUGUUCCAUUGCAAUGGCAAUGUGUGUGGUUCUGUGUGAUUUGCGUGCUUCGGAAGCUGGCGAUAUUGAGACUUAAGUGGACAUAAUUAAAAGCACUUAAGAGUCGCCAUGCAAUUGCAGAUCCCACCGACUGGGAUAUAGAUGUGGUCUAUAGGAUGGCGAAAAUCGCAUUGGAUGACGGCCAAAUGCGCCCAGCAUUUGUCAGAUAGUGGAAAGAUCACAGACGGCGUCUAGAUUAGUGGCCAUAUUAAAGAGCUUUGCCUUGCCUUUCUCAGCCUUCAAAUCUCAAGCGAUUCAAUUAGAGAUAAUCGAAGUUUAGGUGGUACUAAUGAGUCUGAAAAGGAAAUUUGAACCCACCUCAUUAAAUUCGAUGAAAUGAAUAAGUAAUGAGGUACGACACAUGAUCCAACGCAUUAUCCAUAGGCAAAUGAAGUUGGAAAUAGUUGCCUAAUCUCCUGUUUUUUCACUUGGCUAAUCACACGAGUUGAGCAAAACUUGCACGAGCAGACAAAAAUGCCAUGGAAAUCAUUUCGCGCUUUCACUUGGCGGCUUGGGUUUAUUAAAUGAAGUGCACAUGAAACGGGCAUUUGGAUUUCAUGACUAGAAUAAACAUAAUCAAAGUAAUAACUCGAGCAGCUCUCUAUUCCCCCUCCCACUUCCCCUCUCGGAAAAGUCCUCGCCACCCCUGGAAAACAUGUGAAAUUAAUCUUGUUUAUGUUUGUGGAAGAGAAGAGAGGCAAGAAAGUUUUCUCUAAAAGUUUUCGGUUGCCUUUCUGCGCAAGUUUUCUUUUCAAAAGCGGCGGGGUGGGGGAAAAGCGAGGAAAAGUUUUCAGUUUCGAGUGAAAAUAAAUAAAAUCGAAUGAUUUCACUUUUGUUCAAGGCACGUAAAUAGUUUUGCCUGCCACAGAGAUAACCAUUCAAGUGCAAAUGCGAAAUUUAAUUAAAAUAUCUCGCAAUCGUUUCAAUCGUUAUGUUUCCUUCCAUGGUUGAAUCGCCAGUUGAAGGUGUUUGAAUUCCACUUAAUACUCUAUACAUUGAUGUUUCAGUUACAACAUCUAUCUAAGGGAUUUAUUUACCCCGUGUGGACUUGAGGUGUGCAAUAUAUCCAAUAGACAACCCCUGUCGGCAUAAUCUGCUUAUUCAGCAGCAUAAGUGAAAAGUUCUGUCAACAAAAUCGAAAUCAGGAAAAAUUUGUUUGCCAUUUAAAUUCGAUUUUGAUCCUAUUUAUCCAGUAAAUUGCAGCAAUUGAAACGAUUUGCGAGGGAGUCGCUGGCUGCUUGUUUGAUUUCCAAUUACCUUGCCGGGAUAUUCGGAGGCUGACUGAUGUGUGACGUUCUAAGGAUGUGAGGAUGUAAGGAUGUGAGAAUGUGGCGAUGUGAUGUGUGUGGUGCAAACACUUGUUAAAGCUGAUCCAUGGCUUUAAGCGAUGCCCAUGCUUUCCCUGGGGAUUUUCCACCACCCAACUCCGUGGCAAAGAUAUUGAAUUUCAAUUGCUGCAGCUGCAGGAAAUCACUUCCUGGCGACAAAGUAGACGAAAUGGAAAUCAGCCAGGAAAAAGGACGAGCGAACGCAAGUCAAAGAAGGAAUCCCCAAGUGCGGGUCAAAGAAAAUAAAACUUUAUGCAAAUGCGCCACUUUGGCCGUAAAAUGAAAUAGUCCCAGGCCAAAUUAUACCUUGAUGCCUGAUGAGCUUCGGUUCUGCCCGUCCUGCUUUUCCUGUCUGGAUCACGGCCAAUUGUCCUGGACGUGAAUUGAAACAAAAGGGACUUUGUUUCGAUUCCUGCCUCCGCCUGCCCGUAGUUUGGGAACCCGAGCAGGUGACUCCGACUUGGGAAACUUUUGCACUUUACAAUUCACAAUUUAGCUACCUACAUUCGGCAUCGCUUUAUAUUGCUGCUGUCCCCGGGGGAAACUUUUCCUGCGACAGUAAAACGGCCAACUUCAUUCCGGAAGUUUUUACGGACACGCUGGCCGCCGUCUGCUUUUUUGGCCACUCAUUAUUAAUAUUAUUAUUAUAAUGCCAGUGCGAGUACAUAUACGAGUGCGAGUGGUCGACAUUUUUCGCCGUUUUGCCGGAAACGGAUGCUGUUAUUAAUUCACAUGUCCGGCAUGUGAUGUGGGCCAUCAUCAGGUAUUCCCCGACUCGAAGUGCGGAUCCUCUGCUUUCUCUGCUGAUUCCUAAUUAAAUUUGCCACUUUA
This is a messenger RNA of Drosophila yakuba, 4315 nucleotides long. RefSeq lists its product as uncharacterized. The transcript is spliced from 2 exons. Lineage: Eukaryota; Metazoa; Arthropoda; Insecta; Diptera; Drosophilidae. The record is from RefSeq and is a predicted model, not a curated record. Bases 140 to 1312 code for a protein of 390 amino acids.